Molecule: messenger RNA, 1836 nt
Organism: Plodia interpunctella (Indianmeal moth)
Lineage: Eukaryota; Metazoa; Arthropoda; Insecta; Lepidoptera; Pyralidae
Exons: 2
Coding region: 49-1347 (432 amino acids)
Source: RefSeq, a predicted model, not a curated record
AAAACAGUUCCGGCGUCUCAGCUUGAGCAACGGCCGCCCCGCCCCAUCAUGCGAGGGAUCUGGAGCCAAGCGAUUACCCUCGCGGUAAUUCUACAGAUCGCUCUAAUAUCGGGCAAAGCAUUGAUACAACAUAAUCAACAAACACAACAGCAGUUGGAUAAUAGACAACAGAAUGUAAAUGCUGCACAGAAGCGCGUCGGGUACGAUUAUCCUGCACCCCCACACGAUCUUAUCAAUCCCUUCCAGGAUCAUGAUGAUCUCCAUGCUCACGGCGAUCAUCACGAGGUGAUCGAUAACGAUCAUCACGAUCACGAGCACCACGAUCACUACGAUCAUCACGAUCACGACCAUCACACCGAACCCUAUGAUCAUGUAGAUGACCAUCAACAUGUCGAGGAGCAUCACCAUGAAGAGCACCAUGAAGAUCAUCAUGAUCAUCACGACCACCAUGAUCCCGGUUAUUGGAAGAAAAAGCUAAUAUGGAAGCCAGGAUGGAAAAAGAUCUGGAAGCCUGCUAAGAAACAAAUUUGGAGACCAUCAUGGAAAAAGAUAUGGAAGCCGGUUUGGGUGCCCACUAAAAUUCCAGUUUGGAAAGAAAUUAAAGUACCCGAUUGGAAAAAGAUACAUAAACCAGAAUGGAAGCCUAUAAAAGUACCAGCUUGGAAGGAAGUUAAAGUUCCAGAUUGGAAAAAGGUAACAGUUCCAGUGUACAAAGAUAUAGUAGUACCAGGGUGGAAGGAUAUUCAGGUGCCUGCAUGGAAAAAAAUAUUUGUACCUGAAUGGAUUAAGGUAGGUGUUCCUGGUGAGAAAUAUUUGGGCAAGGAUCACGAGGGCUGGGAGUAUACAUCACACGACCUCUGGAAGAAAAAGCUAAUUUGGAAGCCAGUCUGGAAGAAAUACUGGAAACCUGCCAAGAAGCAAAUCUGGAUUCCCGACAAAAAACUGGUAUGGAAAGACGAAUGGAAACAAAUUUGGAGAACAGAAAAGAAGCAGAUUUGGAUUGAUGAUAAAAAAUUAAUCUGGAAGGAAGCUUGGCAACAAAUUUGGAAGCCAUCGAAGAAACUGAUCUGGGUACCAGAUAAAAAAUUGGAAUGGAAGCCAGCUUGGAAACAAAUUUGGGUUCCCGAUUGGAAGCAAAUUUGGGUACCAGGCGUGAAAAAGAUAUGGAGGCCCGUUUGGAUAUCAGAAUGGUUCCCUUCGCCUGAUCAUCAUGAGCACGUUCACGAAUCCCACGGUUGGGACAGAAGCGACAAUAAGUCAGGGAAUCGAAAAUCAUUAGCGCAGGAAGCAUCUAAACAGCUGGCACCUAAGCAGUCAGAACAGACGACGUGGCAGUUCCCUAAAUAGACUUGCAUGCAUGUACUGUACUUGUAAAUACUUAAGGUCGUAUAAGUUCGAUUUUGGGCAGUUGUAUGUCCCCGUGGACUUUCGGCCCGAGCUUGGACAGAUGACCCAAAACUUCGAAAUGACUGUAAGGGACACAGGAAAAUUAAGGAUAAUUGUAUCGCUAAAAUAUAGGUAACAUUUUAAAUAUUUGAAGCUUAUUAAAGCUAUGCGAAUCUAUAAAUAAAAAUAGCGAUGCGAUUGGGCUUAAUGGAUUGUUCUUGUUCAAGCUCUUCUAUGAGAAGCUUUAAACAGUCAUUAAUUAGUUACCAUAGCGAUAAGUCUGAGUGUGUCUGGUUUUAAUAAGCAGCACUACCUGUUUGUACAGGUGAAGUCUGUUCUGUACCCACUGAUUUUGUGUAUUGUUGAUAUUUGUAUAUUGUUAAGUUUUACUAAGUAUUUCUUAGAAUAAAGCGGAGCCAAUGAAAUAUAAAAUAAAUGUUUAAUGAUAUA